Molecule: messenger RNA, 4618 nt
Organism: Carassius auratus (goldfish)
Lineage: Eukaryota; Metazoa; Chordata; Actinopteri; Cypriniformes; Cyprinidae
Product: protocadherin-23
Exons: 8
Coding region: 1-4461 (1486 amino acids)
Biological process (GO): homophilic cell-cell adhesion
Cellular component (GO): plasma membrane
Molecular function (GO): calcium ion binding
Source: RefSeq, a predicted model, not a curated record
AUGUCUCUUUUUCGGCUACUAGAAGAUAAAGAGUGUUUCAGCAUUGAUGCUGUUACUGGAGCAAUCAGCACCACGAGAAUCCUGGACAGAGAGGAGCGAUCCAACUACUCACUCGUCAUCACUGCAGCUGACCAUGGGCAUCCACCUCUGAGCUCUACUGCACUGCUGCACAUCACCCUCUCAGAUGAAAAUGAUAACAGCCCCUCAUUCACUCGGAAAAGCUAUCAUUCCAGCAUUAGCGAGGGGUUCCCUGCAGGUUCAGAGAUCCUACAUCUGAUGGCAUGGGAUCCAGACGAGGGGCCCAAUGGUGUAGUGACCUUCUCCUUGGUGGAGGAAAAUUCGGGAAACUUUUAUGUUGAUGGCUCUACUGGUGUGAUAAGACUCACAAAGCCAUUGGACCGUGAAACUCGUUCCCAGCAUGUUUUCCGUGCUGUAGCUACUGACGGCUGCAGCCAGGGCCCACGCAGCUCAGUCGCUACAGUUACAAUACAAGUGGAAGAUAUUAACGACAAUCCACCGGCAUGCGACAAGUCCAUACGGGUGUCAGUUUCUUCCAUAACCACACGCCCCAGUCAACCCAUUAUAACGGUUACAGCCCAGGAUCCAGACCAAGGAGACAAUGGGACAGUAGUUUUUAGUUUAGCAGAUGAAGAUGAGAUGUUUUGGGUUGAUGAGUCUGGAGCUGUGAGGUUGAAAGCCCCCCUGAGUGAUGAGGUGUAUGGGACAAAGCUGCUCCGAAUACGGGCUGCGGAUCUAGGUAGACCUUCUCUCAGCUCUAGCUGCCUUGUGCUCAUUCAGCUUAAUGGUGAAGAGCCACCGUUACAGUUUACUGAAGAACUCUAUGAAGUCACGAUGCCAGAGAACAGCAAGACAGGUUCUUGGGUGGCAAAUGUUGUAGCUCAUGACCAGACAGCAGAUGAAGGAAUGAUCAAGUACAGUAUUUUUAGUGGCAAUGAAAAUGAAGCCUUCACUAUUAACCCAAUUACAGGUGAUAUCACAGUUAGGGAGCAGAGACUGAUGGACUUUGAGGUACAGCAUAAAAAUCACCUACUGGUUUUGGCUGAAAAUGGACACCAAACAUCCUAUACCAGGGUGGCUAUCACUCUACUGGAUGUCAAUGACAAUGCUCCAGUGUUCAAGCAAAGCUACUAUAGAACAGCUGUAUGGGAGGGACAAAUUCAUAACACCUAUGUCAUGCAGGUGUUAGCGACAGAUUCUGACAGUGGUGUAAAUGGGCAGAUCAGCUACUUCAUUGUGGAUGGGAAUCACAAUAAUGCAUUUGUGAUCGAUUCUGUUCGUGGGAUUCUUGCCACCAAUGCUGUCUUGGACAGAGAAAUCGUUUCAUCCUACAAGUUAAUUCUUCAGGCUGAGGACAUGGGGAGUCCUCCCCUUACAGGCACCUGCACUGUCCGUGUCCAGGUUGUAGAUGUGAAUGACAACAGCCCUACGAUUCCAUCCAUGGAACCAGUGACCAUUGCAGAAAAUCUUCCUGUUGGGUAUAUUGUCACACAAGUGACUGCGAAUGAUGUAGACCUUAGCCCUUCUGCAACAUACAGAUUAAUAGAGAAGGAUCAGACCAGUAGAAGUUUUGCAGUUGACCAGUACUCUGGAAUAAUUACCACAACUAAAAGUCUGGACUAUGAAGAUCAAGCUGUCUAUACAUUGAGAGUGGAAGCAUCAGACUCUGUUCAUCAAACUGAGGCUGAAAUCUCAAUCAAGGUGUUGGAUGUCAAUGAUAACCCUCCAGUCUUCUCUCAGGAGUCAUACCAGAUUGUGUUGCCGGAGCAGACAUCAGCAAACUCAUAUGUUGUGUCCGUAUCAGCAACUGAUAAAGACUCUGGCCAAAAUGGAAGAAUUUCUUACAGGCUCCUUUCUUCCCCGGCAAGAGGAUUCUACAUUGAUCCUGACAAUGGUUCAGUGUUUACCAACAAACCUCUGAGCUAUGUUACAAAUGGAAACAUGUUACGGUUACUGGUGGAGGCACGUGACAGUGGUGACCCAAACCUAUUUAGUGUCACUUCUGUGGACAUAGAGGUGGUGGACUUUAAUGAUAAUGCCCCGUUCUUCACGCAGAACUCAUACAAGGUGAAUGUUCCUGAGGAUGUAUCUGUUGGAAGUACUCUCCUCACUCUCUUCGCAGAGGACAAGGACUACUCAAAUAAAAACACCCAUUUGGAGUAUGCAAUCGUAGGUGGAAAUGACGAGAGGCGGUUCAGCCUUGAAAUUGUUAGCAUUCCAGGUAAAGCCCAAAGCCGAACUGUUGGCCAAAUAGUGCUCUGUGAUAAUCUGAACCGGGAGGCCACAGACACUUAUUUAUUGACUGUGACUGUAACAGACAGGGGAAGCCCUCCCCUUAACAGCUCGACUUUGGUAUCAGUCAAAGUCCUUGAUAUUAAUGACAAUGCACCUGUUUUCAGUAGUCCAGAAUACCAUGCACAGGUCUCUGAGAACAGCCCCUUAGGGACAGCCCUUAUCUAUGUCUCUGCCAAUGAUCCUGAUCUAGGGGCAAAUGGAACCGUAACGUACAACAUCAUCUCAGGUAACAACAGAGGCCUGAUCAGAGUGGACCCUGCAACAGGUAUUCUUGAAGUUAAUGGUACAUUGGACUAUGAAGAGGAUAGUAAAUUUACCCUAACAAUUCAAGCAUCAGAUGGUAACCCAAGUGACAAAAAGAUAUCUUUUGCCGUUGUUUACAUAUUGGUACUGGAUGAGAAUGACCAUUCCCCAUUCUUCAUGUUCCCCUCCCAAAAUUGCUCUGUGCCUGAAAACCUGCCAGCUUUUACCCAUGUGUGCACAGUAAAUGCUGUUGAUGAAGAUGCAGGAACCUUCGGACUACUUACGUAUUCCAUUUUAACCCCGUGUUUCGUGGAUUAUGACAGUAGCAACCCAGAAAAGAAAGAAGCCUUUGGUAUUGAUCCUCUUACUGGAGACAUCCAUACAAAACAGACGUUUGACUUUGAAGGAGAAAGUGAUUUCUGCUUUGUGGUAGAGGCACGUGACAAAGGAUAUCAAGUGGCAACCUUGAGAGUACAAAUCGAAAUUGAAGGCAUUGAUGAGUUCAGCCCCAUCUUCACACAGAACGUGUAUCAUUUCUCUCUGCCGACCAAUGUCAAGGUUGGCCAAAGUAUAGGCCAGCUGAUGGCUAUGGAUCAUGAUGGUGGUCUGGAUGGUUUGGUGGAAUACUCUUUAGUCAACCCAUCCCCAUUUUUCAGUGUCAACAAAACAACUGGCUACCUAUAUAUCUCAAACUCUGUGUAUCCGAAAAGAAGUCCCAUCUCAAAUGAGACAAUAGAGGACCUGACUGUUCUAGCAAGCAGCCCCAAACUAGACUCCAAGACGUCAAUCUGCCAUGUAGUUGUGAACAUAUCCAGUUUAGCAAAGGCUCUGACAAGUGUUGAUCUCAGCGUCCACACUGCCAGUCUCACUGUGUCAUUGAUAGUGUUCCUCCUACUUUUAAUAAGCUUCAUUUACAUUGUUCUAAGGUAUAGGUUCAAAGAGAAAUCCGUAAAGAAAGCAACUUCCUUAUCUGCUAACCUCAACCACGAGUCUGACUCUUUAGCAACAACAAGUGAGAACCUUAACAUGUGGGGAAGAAUAGAUAUCCCAAACCCUUCAAGAAACUCAAACUCAAAAACCUCGAGUGGAAGAGGAUCUACCGAGGAAGAGACUACUGAAGAUCAAGAGAUCAAAAUGAUCAACAAGUUUGCAUGUUUUAAACAACUCAGCUCUGUCACAGCACAACUCUCAGACUCAGGGAUCCCUGGGGACUCAGACCAACUCUCCUUCCACUCGGUAUAUGAAGACCCAUCUUCCAGUGCCAAUAUAGGUAUAGUCCAAAUAGUGGACAUGCCCAGUUCUGAAAGUCUCCAUAAUUUCAAGGAUGAAGGAGGGGGUGAAGGAAUGCUUCCUCAGGUGGUCAACAUGAAGGAAGUGGAGGAAGUCAUGAGAAGGUGCAUGUCUAUGUCUGAUGACCAAGGUUUAGUUGAGGGCUCACUCACCAAUCUGAUUUCCUCUGAGGAACAGCUACAUGGAAGCUACAGUUGGGACUAUUUUCUCAACUGGCAACCACGCUUCCAAUCUUUGGCCUCUGUUUUUACAGACAUUGGGAUGCUUCCAAAUGAAGGAAUGAGUGCCAGAGAUUUGGAGCCAGAGUGUCAGAGCCUUUUACGCCCACCUCCUCUCAUCACAGCCGUUGCCCAGCCAGGAAUACGUGCUGUCCCUCCCAGAAUGCCAUAUAGAAGAUCACCACUGGUCAGAAUGCCUACAUACACCAAGACACACACUAGAAACACAGAGUUGACUCAUUCAGCAAUGACUCCUAGUUUCUCCCCCUCACUGUCAGUACUUACCGUUAGGACACCUAGUACCUCUCCAGUGGUCUCAGAAACAGGUUUGGGAUGCUACACAAAAAUUGCAACACUGCCAAGAGAAAUCUUGGAUGAAGCAGAGAUUCAAGUGUAAUCUUGUAAUUCAAAUAUUGUCUUUUUUUUUUUUUUACAAAUGUAAAAAUCUUUACUUCUUUAAUUUACAAUGUGCUUUUUUGUUUUAGGGUACUAUUUGAAUGCUUGUGUUUUUGGGAAAAAAAUAUUUAUUGUAUGAAUCAAGAUGACUGUAAAGA